This is a messenger RNA of Rhopilema esculentum, 2565 nucleotides long. RefSeq names its product solute carrier family 38 member 6. Lineage: Eukaryota; Metazoa; Cnidaria; Scyphozoa; Rhizostomeae; Rhizostomatidae. Gene Ontology annotation, molecular function: L-amino acid transmembrane transporter activity. The record is from RefSeq and is a predicted model, not a curated record. Gene Ontology annotation, biological process: amino acid transmembrane transport. Gene Ontology annotation, cellular component: membrane.
UAACAGGGGUAUGAGGGCUCGAAAAGAAAAUGUUUGUUGGUUGAUCACAUGAUGACAAGAAAAUUGAAAGCAAUUUUUCUUCAAGAAAAAGAAAGCAAGAAUGAGGUGACAGUUGAAAGUUAAGUUCAUUGAUCACUGAUCGGGCUGUUUUGAGGUUGAAGUAGAAAAAAUGAUGUCAAUAAAUUCCCCAAUUCCGGCAGAUUUAAUGGCACCAGAUUAUAAUGGAAGCAUUUUGCCUGCUUCUGGAGAGUCUUCAAUCACAUCAUCAAUAGAUUCAAAUGAUAGCUUUGUCUCAGAUGAUGAGCCAUUAAAUGAAAGGACCCCAUUGGUCCGUGCUCAUAGCACUAUCAGUGAAGGAGGAGAGAGAAGAGGAACUAUUUUUUCAUCUGUAUUUACUCUUGUUUCAACUAUGAUUGGCGGUGGACUCUUAUCACUGCCAUUUGCAUUUGAACAAGGAGGAUUUAUAGUGUCAUCUUUUGUUUUGAUUUUUGUACUAAUCGCAUCAACACAUGGUGGAUUUUUGGUUAUAAAUAGCAAGAAAUAUUGUCAUGGAAAAAUAAGAAAUAUUGAAGAUGUAGCCAGAGUUGCAUUUGGAGCUAAGGGGCAGAUGUUGGUCCAAUUAACUUUGUUUUUCAUUUUGUAUUUGGUGUCUGCUGUCUAUUUCAUUCUCAUUUCUGACCAAAUAGAGCCAUUGAUUCAAUACAUUGCUGGAAAAAGAGGGUUUUGGACGGAAAGAAUAGUUGUCCUGUCAAUGAUUUUGGUAUUUGUAUUUCCAAUUUCAUUGUUGAAAAACCUGUCAGCACUGCAGUACACUUCUGGUAUGAGUGUGUUCUGUGGUCUGCUUCUGACUGGCUGCAUUGUUUACCGCUCAGUCAAAAAUGACCUUGGGGGCCGUAUACAAAGACAUGACAACCCUGUCAAAUGGCACCCAACUAGUCUUAGACAGUUCCUGACUUGCGUUUCAAUCUCAGAACUCACCUUUUCCUGUCAUUUCAACAUUUUGCCAAUGCACACUGAACUCAGGAACCAAACCAGGAAGAACAAAAGGAUAAUUCUUUUCCUUGCUAUGGGAAUAACUUAUGUGAUGAAUUUUACUGUGAGCUUCUUUGGCUACUUCCAGUUUCGGCAAUACACAGACCAAGACAUAACAAAGAAUUACGCGCAUGACGACAUAGUGAUUACCGCUGGUCGAGCUGCCCUUUCAUUUGUGCUCCUCCUCAGUUUUCCACUGCUGAUAGUCCCUUGCAGGCAGACGUUGAAUAAGAUGCUUUGGAGUCAUGAACGAACCCGCCGUUGGGAGCUGUUUGGUGCGUCGUGGUUUGUCAAGGCAGUGUCAAAUGAAAAAAUGAACGGGCCUACCCGCACUGUAUGGUUUUUUGAAACAUUCAUUCUCGUCUUCACUGCAUACGGACUAGCUUAUGUUGUUCCACAGGUGAACAUGUUGUGGGGCAUAGUUGGUUCCAUUGGCUGCACCCUAAUUAUUUACGUACUUCCGCCAGCUUUCUACUUGAAAGUGCGACAUCACCCCGAAAAACCUGACUGCAAACAAGUUUUUGCAUGGCUGCUUUUCAUAACGGGGAUCUUUCUGCUUUGCGCGGGCCUUUAUCAAUCAGUUGUCAAUAUCGUGGACCCAGUGCCCGAAGCAACGAAGAUGAGACCAGUGACUAACAACACUACGGUGCAGCUCGGAGAAACCAUUAUGAAUGAGAUGUUAGCAAAUAUUUCGUAGGCCUUCCAUUUCUCAUGUAGCUUAGUUAAGAUUUAAUCUCAUUUGGUUGUAUUGUUUGUUUCUUAAUAAUUAGAGUGUUGUUUCAAGCAGAUAAACUAUAACAUUAUCAAGAUCACUCUGCAAGCAUUUAUUAACAAUGCCACCAAUUGGCCUUCAAUUUAAAACUGAGAGACUUCUGAAAUUAGUAAUUUUUGUUUCUAUUCAGGAAAUUUACCUUUUGCGAAAAGUUAAGGUCAAUUCAAAUCUUUCCAUUUAGUCACUAGCUUUUGUUAUAUGGAAAAGAACGCACCAUUUCAUAGCUAACAACUUGGCAUAAAUACAUUAAAAAACCCAGCUUUGAAGAGUUUUCAUUAGCACAAAACCCCACUUUCAUAGAUUCUUACAAUGAAAUAUCUGUAAGGGAAUUGGCAACAAUUAUCUUACUAAGUUUUACCAAAUUUCUGUUUUUAAAAAGCAUAAUGUUCACCAUAUCAUUCAAAGCUGAAUUUAGAAUAAAAUGCCUCACUUGUUACUUUCGUUUAUUGCAAAAAUAAGUCUUAUGAACUCCUUGUUUCAUAUUUGGUAAGCAUUCUUUCGUUCUAUUUUAUUCUUAGUUCUAUUCUAUUAUUAUUUGAAAUCAAAUUGUAAUUGGCUUUAAAAGAGUUAUUAUUUAGAAAUAAAAUAUGAAAAUUGUAAUUAAUUUCUUAGUUUUUAUUUAUGCGAUGUUUUGAAGUUUAAUAUUUUAAUUUAGAAAUAUUUCGUUUGUUUCUUGAAGUUUACAAACUAGAGUUCACAUAAGAUUUCGAUUUUUUGAGUUUUUUCUUUAAUGAUAUGCAAUGGAAUAUAUUAACAGUCCC